CAACCACACGCACAGUUCUCCGAAGUGUCAAACUGAAAGUUGUCUCCUGCGUUCACUGGAGAGGUCAGGGGCGGAAGACUUAUCGAAGGAUGGCGCUAUCUCGGCUUUACGGCAGUCGCAUGCCUGCUGGCAUAAAAGCCGCGUUGAAUUUGUGCCGGAAAUCCCAAAAACCCCAAAUUGCCCUAAUGUCUGAUUUUAGAAUUGAAAAAGACACUUUCGGCGAACUCAAAGUUCCAGCUGACAAGUACUAUGGGGCCCAGACGUUAAGAUCUGUAAUGAACUUUCCCAUUGGCGGAGAGUUCGAAAGGAUGCCGUACCCAGUCAUCACAGCGAUGGGUGUCUUGAAAAAAGCGGCAGCCAUCGUCAACAAAGAAUUCGGUUUGGACCCGAAGAUAGCCGACGCUAUCUCACAAGCAUGCGAUGAAGUCAUAUCAGGGAAGCUGUAUUGUGACCACUUCCCUCUAGUUAUUUGGCAGACGGGCUCAGGAACGCAAACCAACAUGAACACAAACGAAGUCAUAAGUAAUCGAGCGAUUGAGCUUCUUGGAGGACAGCUCGGCUCCAAAACUCCAGUGCACCCUAAUGACCACGUCAAUAAGAGCCAAAGUAGUAAUGACACAUAUCCCGCGGCGAUGCACAUCGCCGUGGCUGUAGAAAUCCAAAAUACUCUUUUACCCGGACUUAAAACGUUGGCCGCUGCUCUCGAUAAAAAGGCGGACGAAUUUAAAGACAUUAUUAAGAUUGGACGCACGCAUUUGCAAGAUGCUGUGCCGCUGACUUUGGGGCAGGAGUUUAGUGGUUAUGUCCAACAAGUGUGUUUUGGUAUUGAUAGGAUUAAUGAUACGUUGCCGAGGUUGUAUCAUUUGGCGAUUGGGGGUACAGCUGUAGGGACUGGACUCAAUACGAGAAUAGGGUUUGCGGAGAAGUGUGCUGCAGAAAUUGCUAAACUAACGGGGCUGCCUUUUACAUCAGCUCCGAAUAAGUUUGAGGCUCUGGCUGCCCAUGACGCGAUGGUUGAAGUAUCGGGAGCUUUGAACGUGAUCGCGUGCUCGAUUAUGAAGAUUGCUAAUGAUAUUAGGUUCUUAGGUUCGGGCCCCCGCUGCGGCCUCGGCGAACUUUCCCUCCCCGAAAACGAGCCCGGCAGCUCCAUCAUGCCCGGCAAAGUCAACCCCACCCAGUGCGAGGCCAUCACCAUGGUGGCGGCCCAGGUGAUGGGCAACCACGUGGCUGUCACCAUCGGCGGCGCCAACGGCCACUUCGAGCUGAACGUCUUCAAACCCAUGAUGGUCUCCAACGUGUUGCGGUCGAUCCGCCUGUUGGGCGACGCCAGCAAAUGUUUCUCGGAAAAAUGCGUGGACGGCAUCCAGGUCAACAAAGAAAGAGUCGACAAGCUGUUGCACGAGAGCUUAAUGUUAGUAACGGCACUGAACCCCCACAUCGGGUACGAUAAGGCCGCGCAAAUCGCGAAAACUGCCCACAAGGAGAACAGCACGCUGAAGGAAACCGCCAUCAAACUGGGAAUUCUGACGGAAGAGCAGUUCCAUGAGUGGGUGAAGCCGGAGAAUAUGUUGGGUCCUAAGUAAAGCGGUGGUUGUUUUGUUUUUUGUAUAUAAACGAGUAUAUUGAAAUUAUUUUGCUGUUAAUAAACGCAGAUUGAUUUGUCAA
This is a messenger RNA of Zophobas morio, 1665 nucleotides long. Its product is annotated as fumarate hydratase, mitochondrial-like. NCBI's taxonomy places the organism in Eukaryota, Metazoa, Arthropoda, Insecta, Coleoptera, Tenebrionidae. Gene Ontology annotation, biological process: tricarboxylic acid cycle; malate metabolic process; fumarate metabolic process. The record is from RefSeq and is a predicted model, not a curated record. Gene Ontology annotation, molecular function: fumarate hydratase activity. Gene Ontology annotation, cellular component: tricarboxylic acid cycle heteromeric enzyme complex; mitochondrion. The transcript is spliced from 4 exons. Bases 90 to 1583 code for a protein of 497 amino acids.